AUAACACAGCAUCACUGACCAAGUAUCGGUCCAUCUAUAAUCUGGGUACCGGGCGAGUACCAUCUCGGCGCGGAAAUCAAAUAUUAACAUCGCUGCUUUUCGAAAACUAUUAACUAUGAGUAUUUUAUAUAAGACCUCAUUUUAUAAUAGUUGUUAAUGCUAGGAAAAUAAUGAUUUACGGCGCUUUCAACAAUUUAUUGUGCUCAUGUCACUUCUAGUUAAACUGUUUAAAGUGCGAUACAUCGCCGUUGAAUAUGAUUUGAGUCUUGUAAAAUAUUUAAAAUUUUUGUGGUGGACUCAGUGAUGUUUUGUGAAUUGAAAAAACAGUUUUGGCUGAGAAAUCAGCAUGUACCUUAGCCAAAAAAAUAGGAUAAAGGGAUUUGCACUUUUGGUGUGGAUUUUCUCUGUAUGGAGUGUCAGGGUGGUGCUCGGUGUGAUAAGUGUAAUAGAUUUUGGAGCUGAAGUAGUUUGUACUAAUAGUCCUGGACUGAUUCAUAGACAAAGAGAUAUGUGUAGGGCAUCACCGGAUGCUAUGGUUGCCGUUGGUGAUGGAAUCAGGAUGGCCACCAACGAGUGUAAAUACCAAUUUAGGCAACACCGAUGGAAUUGUACAGGAAUCGAGAGUCCAUCAUCAUUUGGUCACGUAGUAAUUGUUGGUUCUAGAGAAGCAGCUUUUACAUACGCCAUCAGUAGCGCAGGAGUUGCUUACUCAGUCACAGCAGCAUGUGCAAGAGGAAACAUAUCAGCAUGUGGUUGCGAUCCAGGUCCUAAGCCUAGGGAACCAACGCCUGCCGGUUGGAAAUGGGGAGGAUGUAGUGUAGACAUUAAUUAUGGAGUCCGAUUUGCUAGAAAAUUCUUAGAUGCGAGGGAAUUGGAGAACGAUGCUAGGAGUUUGAUGAACUUGCACAAUAAUAAAGCUGGAAGAAAGGCUGUUAAAAUGAGCCUAAUCGUAGAAUGUAAGUGCCACGGAGUAUCAGGAAGUUGUACCAUGAAAACCUGCUGGAAGACUCUCCCAACGUUCCGACAAAUCGGAGAUUUAUUAAUGAAGAAAUAUUAUCGAGCGAGACCCGUCGCUGCUAACAAUCAGCACGGUCACGGACCUAGAGGUAUAGACUUUCCGAGGAAGGCCAGAAGACAACAUUUAGUUUUGACCAAGGGAAAGGUACCAGUGAAGAAAAUGCCAAAGAUGUCUGAAUUAGUCUUUUUGCAAAUGUCUCCCAAUUAUUGCGAGAGAGAUUUGGCCGCCGGAUCUUUAGGAACAGUAGGAAGACAAUGUAAUAGAACCUCCAGAGGUACUGAUGGUUGUGACUUAAUGUGCUGCGGGCGAGGUUACAACACACACCAAUACACAAAAACUUACCAGUGCAGAUGUAAAUUCCACUGGUGUUGCAAAGUGGAGUGUGAUACGUGCAGUGAAAGGACUGAAGAAUAUAUGUGUAAAUAGACCUGCAAAAAAUGUGACAAUUAUCCAUUUAACAUAGUAACAGUACAUCACAUCAAACAGUAAAUAUCAAUUUGUUGAAAGCACUACAUUUUUGUAUUUGUAUAGUUUUGUACUAGUAUCGUGCUUUUCAUUUACGAAGAAAUGACAGGAUAAAAAGUUCACCAUGCGAAUUUAUAGUAGUCCGUUCGAUUAAUAUAGAAUCAUCUAUGAAAAGCAAUAAAAAUAGUGAACAGUUCUUAGUUUGAUCACAUUGUAUCUUUGCUUGCGUUAUAAAUACAACCGUAGAUAAUUAAUGAAGAUUAACUUGAAUUAUAUGUUCAAGGCGAAGCGUCAAAUAGUUCUAUAGUUUGUUUUACUCUAAUUCCAAAUUCCCCCAUUUUUUGUUUCUCUUGAAUCACUUGUCAAUAAAUUUGAUCGUAUUCCAUUCGCAAAAUGGUAUUAUAACGCAAAAAAUGGUAAGUGAAUCAGGAUUUUUAUAGAAAUACUCUUAAAAAACAUCACCAAUCAUUUUUUCGUUGUAAUAUUCAACAGAAUUUGAGAAGAAUUAAAGCAAAUCAUGUACAAAAUCUACAUCAUCCUUAAUAUGGGCUAUCAAUAAACGACGAUCUUUCGUUUUAUUUUUUUUUUUUUCAUCAAUAAAUCUUCUGAAACAGCUUAUCUAACAUUUUCAACCGAUAAGAGAAAUUUCGUUUUCCAUUUCUCAAUUUCUAUAUUUGUCUCAAAAUAUCUCUACGUUUUCCACCAGUACCUCCAUGUUUAGCCAAUUAUUUUUACACGUGUAGUUGAAAUUCCACUGGGCUAGAACUUAUGGUUUUAUCAAUGGAAUUGGAAAAUUUGAAAAAAUAUAUAAUCCUUUUUAACGAGAAUAAAUACAAUUUAAUUUUACAAGAAUAAUGGUGUUUGUUCGAGAUCCGAUAUAAGUACUAUACGUCAUCAGCGCCGAUUGUGUAGGAGAACGGCCGGCCUGUUUGAUAAAAUGCUACUGACCAGAGUUACUUGUCGAUAUUUUGAUGACAAAGAGUUGAUUUGUUGAUAGAAAUGGAGUAGGUUUUCCCGUGGUUUUCAUCUUCAUCCAAAGUAUCCAGGAGCGAGAUACGUUGGAUAGAAUUUGGUAGGAUGAGGAAAAUUUUAAUAGGAGAAGUGUUUGUUGGAGUGGGACCUGAUAUAGGAAUUGCUCUUCUGUCAUUUGGCUGAGGAACCGCUUCACCAGGUUGCAGGGAAAACGCACAUAAAACAGUUUCUCAAAUUGAUAAGGAACUACUAUAUGAAAAAUUAAUUUAUUAGAAGAAUCUCACAAAAGUGUUUAAAAAAUUCUAUUCUUUGAUUUUAUUUUGUUUUUUCAUUGAUCGUGAAUGAAGAAGCUCGAAUUUUUUACUAAAACUGUAGAAAUGCCAUAACAGAUAAGCCACCAAUAUUUCUCCAGUUAUCAUAUCGAUAAAUAUAAGGCCAAAUAUACGUAGAGCGACUGAAAAGAAACUAAAUUCGAAAAAGUGUCGGAAAUAACAAACUGCCCGCUAACUUAUUGGUGACAUGUGUCUGCUCAGCACAGCAGACUCAAUUAUGGCCAAAAUCUGACUGACUCAAAUGUAAACAAUAGUUCAGUUUGCUUUAUAACAACUCGAGGUGACUAAAGUUUUCAACAAUUUUGAAUUUUCCAUACUUUUUUUUCAAAUAAAUAAUUGUAUCAGAACAACAUAUUUAUUUCCUUAUUUCAACAAAUUGACAAAACCUAUUCUACGUCCCAUUUUCAAAUUUAACUAUAAAAAAAUUAUUUACGUCAGCGUCGAAUAAAACAAUCCAGUCCAAACUUCUUUUGCAAAUGUACAAACUAUGUUAUUCGUCCAUCUUUGCAAUAUUCUUCGUGCAUUUGGAGCUCGACCCCAAAGCAUACCCAGAGAUGCUCGACUCAAUACAGAAGAGAGCAAAUUGACUUAUAGGCGAUCCAGAGUUGACCAGUUGAACUUGAACAGCUUAGAGCGUAGAAGAAAGGUCGUUGACCUGACUCUGUUUCUGAGUUGUCAAACACAAUCUCACAUCCCUGGCAGUUUUUACAAGACCUGAACAUCGAGUUCAAUAUUCAGAGUGAUCUCCACACGGCAGGCAUCAUUCGAAUAACUCGCUUGCACUCUUGUACUUGCUUUCAACGCAGAAAAAUAACAAAUAUACUUCCAAGAAACAAAAAAUAAAUAAAAUAAAGCCAGUAAUUUUACUAGAACGAAUUACUAACUAACUAACUAAGUGACAAACUCGUCACCAGAUUGAAAACAAAAUAACCUUCGUCCGAUGAAACCUUUGAUAGGUGGGUGAUUCAAGUUGCCAGCGAUUCAACGGCCGCGUUUCUCUAAACACGUUGCCGACUGUUUGGCAACCAGUUGUUCUGUCUGUAGUUCCCAAUUCCAAUACAAAGGUUGUUACUCAUUGCAUUGCAAACUGGUUAAUUAUUUCCGUCAUAAAUGAGUUUCUUUUGAAUAGAUCCGGUGUUUAUUCGGCCUAAUAGAUGAAUUAUGAUUUAUUAAAACUUAUUCAGUGGAGAAAUAGGACAGUGGAGAGUCUGAAAUAAUCUCUAAAAAUUUAUUGUAUUUGAAUACAUUUAGUAACAUGAGAAUCUCGAUUAUUUAUUAACUACGAACUUAAUAUCAAUUUAGUAAUAAGUAAUUUAUUAUAACUUAGUAUAAAUACACUUUAUAAAGCUAUUACAUUCCA
Messenger RNA from Diorhabda sublineata, 4147 nucleotides. It is a transcript of the gene Wnt2, whose product is annotated as protein Wnt-7b. The record is from RefSeq and is a predicted model, not a curated record. Gene Ontology annotation, biological process: positive regulation of JNK cascade; multicellular organism development; canonical Wnt signaling pathway. NCBI's taxonomy places the organism in Eukaryota, Metazoa, Arthropoda, Insecta, Coleoptera, Chrysomelidae. Gene Ontology annotation, cellular component: extracellular region. Bases 347 to 1444 code for a protein of 365 amino acids. The transcript is spliced from 5 exons. Gene Ontology annotation, molecular function: cytokine activity; frizzled binding.